AUGAGCACCAGCAGCCCCGCAUGCCACGUCGCGGCGGCCGGACACAUGACUCACUAUCCUGCCGCGCCCUACCCGCUGCUCUUCCCGCCCGUCAUCGGCGGGCUUUCCCUGCCCCCGCUCCACGGCCUGCACGGCCCGCCGCCUCCGAGUGGGUGCAGCACCCCUUCACCUGCAACGAUUGAGACCCAGAGCACCAGCUCCGAGGAACUGGUCCCAAGCCCCCCGUCUCCGCUCCCGCCGCCCCGCGUGUACAAGCCCUGUUUCGUCUGCCAGGACAAGUCAUCGGGGUACCACUAUGGGGUCAGCGCCUGCGAGGGCUGCAAGGGCUUUUUCCGCAGAAGUAUUCAGAAGAACAUGAUUUACACUUGUCACCGAGAUAAGAAUUGUGUUAUUAAUAAAGUCACAAGGAAUCGAUGCCAGUACUGUCGGCUCCAGAAGUGCUUUGAAGUGGGGAUGUCCAAAGAAUCGGUCAGGAAUGACAGGAACAAGAAGAAGAAGGAGCCUUCGAAGCAGGAGUGCCCGGAGAGCUACGAGAUGACGGCCGAGCUGGACGACCUCACCGAGAAGAUCCGCAAGGCGCACCAGGAAACCUUCCCCUCGCUCUGCCAGCUGGGCAAGUAUACCACGAAUUCCAGCGCUGACCAUCGAGUCCGGUUGGACCUGGGCCUCUGGGACAAAUUCAGUGAACUGGCCACCAAGUGCAUUAUUAAGAUCGUGGAGUUUGCCAAACGCCUGCCAGGUUUCACCGGCCUGACCAUCGCAGACCAGAUCACCCUGCUGAAGGCCGCCUGCCUCGACAUCCUGAUUCUCAGAAUCUGCACCAGGUACACCCCAGAGCAGGACACCAUGACGUUUUCGGACGGCCUGACGCUGAAUCGGACCCAGAUGCACAACGCCGGCUUUGGCCCUCUGACCGACCUAGUGUUCACCUUCGCCGGCCAGCUCCUGCCGCUGGAGAUGGACGACACGGAGACCGGCCUUCUCAGCGCCAUCUGCCUGAUCUGUGGAGACCGCCAGGACCUUGAGGAACCAACAAAAGUAGAUAAGCUACAAGAACCACUGCUGGAAGCACUGAAAAUUUACAUCAGAAAGAGACGGCCCAGCAAGCCUCACAUGUUCCCAAAGAUCCUGAUGAAGAUCACAGACCUCCGCAGCAUCAGCGCGAAAGGUGCGGAGCGUGUAAUUACCUUGAAGAUGGAAAUCCCUGGCUCGAUGCCGCCGCUCAUUCAGGAAAUGCUGGAGAACUCUGAAGGACACGAGCCCUUGACCCCCAGCUCCAGCGGGCACACGGCAGAGCCCAGCCCCAGCGUCUCCCCCAGCUCCCUGGAGCCCAGCGGCGUCGGCCAGUCCCCGCUGCUGCAGUGA
This is a messenger RNA of Rangifer tarandus platyrhynchus (Svalbard reindeer), 1365 nucleotides long. Lineage: Eukaryota; Metazoa; Chordata; Mammalia; Artiodactyla; Cervidae. The record is from the annotation of a GenBank genome assembly.